This is a messenger RNA of Synchiropus splendidus (mandarinfish), 2006 nucleotides long. It is a transcript of the gene bub3, whose product is annotated as BUB3 mitotic checkpoint protein. Gene Ontology annotation, molecular function: ubiquitin binding. Gene Ontology annotation, biological process: mitotic spindle assembly checkpoint signaling. The transcript is spliced from 7 exons. Gene Ontology annotation, cellular component: mitotic checkpoint complex; bub1-bub3 complex; kinetochore. The record is from RefSeq and is a predicted model, not a curated record. NCBI's taxonomy places the organism in Eukaryota, Metazoa, Chordata, Actinopteri, Syngnathiformes, Callionymidae. The coding region runs from base 150 to 1124 and encodes 324 amino acids.
GCUUCGACGCCUGUCUGCGAGCAGCACUUCCACUUGUGUUCACACCGUUGUUGUUGCUGCUCACUAUUUGACAUUUUAUAUCGCAAUAUCUUUAUUUAGGCGUGUGCGUAGACGGUGAACACAUUACAGGACGAUUUGACAUUCAAGCGAUGACGGCCGCCAAUGAGUACAAACUGAACCAGACGCCGGAGGAUGGCAUCUCGGCUGUAAAGUUUAGUCCCAGUGCAUCCCAGUUCCUGCUGGUUUCGUCCUGGGACUGCACUGUUCGUCUCUAUGAUGUUGCAAACAACACGAUGCGGAUGAAGUACCAGCACACUGCACCGGUUCUUGAUUGUGCUUUCUAUGAUCCAACACACGCUUGGAGUGGAGGUUUGGAUGCUCAGAUAAAAACACAUGACUUGAACACAGACCAAGACACAAUAGUGGGAACACAUGACGCCCCUAUUCGUUGUGUGGAAUAUUGCCCCGAAGUUAACGUAAUGGUUACGGGCAGCUGGGACAAGUCAGUUCGUGUUUGGGAUCCACGCACACCAUGCCAUGCUGGAACAUUUAGUCUGCCAGAGAAGGUGUACACACUGUCAGUGGCAGGAGACAGGCUGAUUGUUGGCACCGCUGGUAGACGUGUCCUGGUGUGGGAUCUGAGAAACAUGGGCUAUGUCCAGCAAAGGCGAGAGUCCAGUCUAAAGUACCAGACACGUUGCAUUCGAGCGUUCCCCAACAAGCAGGGCUACGUCCUCAGUUCAAUCGAGGGUCGUGUCGCUGUGGAGUACCUGGACUUGAGCCAGGAGGUUCAGAAGAAGAAGUACGCCUUUAAAUGCCACCGACUGAAGGAGGAGGGGAUCGAACACGUUUACCCCGUCAAUGCCAUCUCGUUUCACAGCGUUCACAACACGUUUGCCACUGGUGGCUCCGACGGAUUUGUGAAUAUCUGGGAUCCGUUCAACAAGAAACGUCUCUGCCAGUUCCACCGCUACCCCACCAGCAUCGCCUCGCUCUCCUUCAACAACGAUGGCACCCUGCUCGCCAUUGCAGCCUCUUACAUGUACGAGAAGGGCGACAUCAGCCACCCGGAGGACUCCAUCGUAAUUCGCCAAGUUACAGAUGCUGAAACUAAGCCUAAGUGAGUCCAAGCCCCAGACCAAGUGUCAGUUUGUCCCACUUGUGGCUUAUCAAUGUCUCUAACUCCAAGUUCUAUGUUCAACUGCUCACGGCUGCAGAUAAGAUUUAGACAGUUUGUUUUUCAUAAGCAUUUCAUAACGUUUCACUUGGCUACAACAGAAGAAUUCUACCCACUGCCCAAAUGCUCAUUGUAACAUGCCGCUCAUCAAUAGCUGUGUAAUAAAAACUGCCACUGUUUACACUGACAUGUCAAAUGUUUUAACACCUGAGACCAUUAAGGGCUAAGUUAAGACAGCAUGAGGAUUGUCUCAAUAACAUUGUUGGGUUCAAUAAGUUAUUUCUUCCUACUUAAAUGUCAGUUUGUGAUCAAAUUACUACAACUUUUGUAAUUAGAGUGGAAUGACCUUGUGUGAGUUAGUGGGCGUUUUGUUCAGAAAGACACUUUUAAUGUGCAUCUUUUAGUCAUUUUAGGAUGAGAAAGUUCAUGAGGUUCUCUGUGGGCCCUAUUUAACAUUAUAGAUAUGUGAAAGCCAACUGUGUUAUGUUCCAUAUGUUAAAAGAGACGACAAAAAACUACAAAACUUUGGUGUUUGGGAUUCACCUGCGUCCAAUAUUUGUGUUGAAGUUAAUGGAUCUUUCCAUUUCUUGGUUCGCAGGUCAACUUAAGUCUGCCUUUGUUUGGUUCCCUCUGCUUUUGAAGCCAGUGUUCAGGUUAACGGCUGGCGUCCUGUUAAACUUUACUAUAAAGCCCUGUCUUUCCCUUCUUUUACAGUUUUCUUUUUCCUCUGUGUCUUUUUAAUGUCUUUAAUAAUAUUCCCCUCCUCUCUGUUAAAUAUUUCAUUGUGUCGGUAAAUUCAUAUUCUAAAUAAAUCUUUGUUUUUUUUCCA